Messenger RNA from Mustela lutreola (European mink), 1501 nucleotides. RefSeq lists its product as uncharacterized. The transcript is spliced from 4 exons. Lineage: Eukaryota; Metazoa; Chordata; Mammalia; Carnivora; Mustelidae. The record is from RefSeq and is a predicted model, not a curated record. The coding region runs from base 1 to 1377 and encodes 458 amino acids.
AUGAGCCUGUCCCUCAUGAACACCAUAAAAGCUUAUUCCACUUGGCAGCAGUCCUCCUCACCUCGGGAACGACUCCUGAAUUCUUGCCCAAAUAGACGGAAACACUUUUUCUGUCUGAAAAUAUACACGGGGAAAAUAAACGUGUCGGCUGCAAUCGACCUAGAGCAGACGUACCGGCGGGCUGGCAACCUGGGAAACAUUUCUGGGCUCCGUCCGAGUCACGCGGCAAUUCCACGGCAGGAAUUGUGCAAUGGGGCGCGUCGGGCGGGCGGCCGGGGUGGAAAGAAGCGGGGGAGGCUGCCGCGGUGCCAACUCUUUUCCCUCCCUCGGGAACCCCGAGGCGCGACGGCGCGGCCAGGACGGCAGGGAUCCGGAUGGCCCCGCGCCCGGGCCAAGAAAGCCUCGCGUCGCUGCAGAGGCUGCGAGCCGAGCCCCGCGUGCGGGCAGCGCAGCGCAGCGCCAGAGCCCGCCCCCGCGCCCGGGACCGCGGGCCGAGGGGGCGGAGACGCGAGCGGGAACGGCGGCGGCGGCUCCCCUGCGGCCCCCGGCGACGCGGUGGGGAGGAGGGGCGGCGCAGAUUCGGCGCGGCGACCGCGGCGGGGAAGUCCGGGCUCCUACUUUCGGUUAGAAGCCCCGGGCUUCCAGCGGCGCCGCGCCCCCGCCCCCGCCGGCCGGCUCGCGCUUUCGGACGGUGACGCAGCCGUCCGGGUAGGCAAAGAAGUCUGCGCGGAAGCCGGGAACCUCCCCCGCCGCCGGCGCCUCCCCGCCCGCCCCCGCGCUGCCCCCAGGCCGCGCCUGCUCGGGGCCUGCGCUGGGGGUAGCCCCGGGAGGCCAGGCGGGACGCCCUCUGGGCGCGGGCUCGCUGAUAAACCUUCAGUCUGGUUCAUCACUCGUGUCACAGGCCUAGUGACGUGCGUUCUAUUAUUAGCGUCACUUAGAGCGCUCCCAGGGACAUCUGGGAACUCACUCACCCUUCUAACACUGGAGAGGGGACGCAGUCAUUUUAGGUCAGUACCCUCUCUGGCAGAUGAAAGAUUUAAUCCACUCAACGGGAAAAUCACUUACCCCUACCUUCAUCUAAUUAGUGACAGACGGCGAGCUAGGGGCCCUCUCUCUUGGAAGCGUGCAAGGGCUCUUGACACCUCACCUUCCUUUUCCUCCCAGAACCUUCAGAACGCUCUGAGGCCAGAACCUGACUUCCUCGGAGACCUGACGACAGUGAUGUGGGCGGGGACCUCCGGGAAGGAGGAGGAAGUCAAGUCACCGGGUUCGCAGCUGUCCUGUCUGCCACCCGCUAGAAAGGGACCUAGCACCUCAGGCCUAGAACCAGCCCUACAGGCCUGGGCCUCUUUGCUGGCUGGGACUGGGCCCUUUUAGAAGAGCUGCAGCCCAGUGAAAGAUAAAGUUGUGUGUGUGUGUGUGUGUGUGUGUGUGUGUGUGUCUGUGUCUGUGUGUCUGGAGCCGGGGUUGGGGGUGUGUGUGGGGGGGUUCUGACUGUGGA